This is a messenger RNA of Magnolia sinica, 2095 nucleotides long. RefSeq names its product protein NRT1/ PTR FAMILY 3.1. The coding region runs from base 82 to 1803 and encodes 573 amino acids. Gene Ontology annotation, molecular function: transmembrane transporter activity. Gene Ontology annotation, biological process: transmembrane transport. The transcript has 4 exons. The record is from RefSeq and is a predicted model, not a curated record. Gene Ontology annotation, cellular component: plasma membrane. NCBI's taxonomy places the organism in Eukaryota, Viridiplantae, Streptophyta, Magnoliopsida, Magnoliales, Magnoliaceae.
AGGCACAGAAUACUAGACAACAAGCUUUAUAAAUAGGGGAGUCGAGGAGCAUUUCAAGCAUAGGCAUUUUGUUGAGAGAAGAUGGAAGAAAAGAUGAAAGAUAGCCAUGAUCAAAGGAGAAAAGGAGGGCUCAAGACAAUGCCUUUCAUAUUUGCAAAUGAGGUUUGUGAGAAGUUAGCUGUUGUUGGAUUUUCGGCUAAUAUGGUUAGCUACUUGACCCAGCAGCUACACAUGCCACUAACCAAGGCCGCCAACACACUAACUAACUUCGGUGGGACUGCCAGCUUGACACCGUUGCUCGGGGCCUUCAUUGCCGACUCCUACGCCGGGCGAUUCUGGACCAUUACUGUGGCAUCCGUCAUCUAUCAGAUGGGAAUGAUAAGCUUGAUUCUCUCGGCGGUCCUUCCUGGUUGGAGACCACCACCAUGCACAGGCAAUGAGGUGUGCAAGGAGGCAGCCCCAUGGCAGCUGGCAAUCCUGUACGCCUCACUCCUACUAACAGCCCUUGGUUCCGGAGGCAUUCGUCCAUGUGUGGUGGCCUUCGGGGCAGACCAGUUCGACGAGACAGACCCGACACAGAAGACGAGGAUUUGGAACUUCUUCAACUGGUACUACUUCUGCAUGGGGUUGUCUAUACUGGUCGCUGUCACUGUGAUCGUCUACAUCCAAGAAAACAUUGGUUGGGGUUGGGGCCUUGGCAUUCCUGCAAUCGCCAUGGCCAUCUCCGUUAUUGCUUUCGUUUUUGGAUAUCCUCUUUACAGGAAUUGCGAUCCUUCUGGGAGCCCUUUCACUCGCCUCGUUCAGGUCAUUGUCGCUGCUACUAGAAAGAGGAAUCUGACCAUGGUUACUGAUCCCAGCUUGCUUUACGAGAAUGAGCAACUUGAUGCGUCCAUUUCGACUACAGGAGCGCUUCUUCACACUAAGCAAUUCUCAUUUCUGGAUAAGGCAGCUAUCGUAACAGAAGAAGAUGAAGAAGAAUGGGUGUCCCACAAUAAAACUCCAAACCUAUGGAGGUUGAGCACCGUCCACAGGGUGGAGGAAUUGAAAUCGUUGAUCAGAAUGGCCCCAAUAUGGGCCUCAGGAAUCCUUCUCAUAACUGCAGCUGCGCAACAAGGUACAUUCUCUCUGCAACAAGCGCGGACAAUGGAUAGGCAUCUCACCCAUUCAUUUCAGAUCCCACCAGGAUCCAUGUCUGUCUUCACAAUCCUCUCCAUGCUCACCACAAUCUCCUUAUAUGACCGCAUCUUCAUCCCCAUCGCUCGACGCUUCACUGGCCUUGAUCGUGGCAUCUCCUACCUACAACGCAUGGGUGUGGGCUUCGCCAUAUCCAUCUUAGCCACCCUCGUCGCUGGCUUUGUUGAGGAGAAGAGAAAGCAUGCCGCCAUGGCCCAUGGGCUUCUCGACAGCCCCCACGCCACCAUUCCCAUAACAGUCUUUUGGCUUGUCCCUCAGUACGCUCUCCAUGGAAUGGCGGAGGCCUUCAUGUCCAUUGGCCACCUGGAAUUCUUCUAUGAUCAAGCUCCAGAAAGCAUGAGGAGCACUGCGACCGCCCUGUUUUGGACGGCCAUUUCUGCUGGGAGCUACACCAGCACCUUGCUUGUAACCAUCCUCCAUCGGUUAUCAGAUUGGUUGCCGGACAACAAUCUUAACCGUGGGAAAUUGGACUACUUCUACUGGCUCAUCACAUUGUUACAGGUUGUUAAUCUCGUCUACUACACGCUUUGUGCCAAGUUGUACACUUUCAAGCCCAUCCAACUCCGUCCCAACGAAGAACGAAAAGUCGAGCUUGAAAGUCGAGUGUGACGGACAUUUCGUUUUGUCAUGUGGACGAUCCAAAGUGUGUUAUAUUGUACGUGAAAUGCAAGUUGGAAAUAGUGCCACUACAAUGAACCGUAGUAGUAAAUUAUGUUUCCCUAUUAGCUCUAUUCUAUGAAGUCGUUCUUUAUUUUCAAAUUUGUGAAUGUAGUAAUAGUAAGUUGAUUGUUGGCUUCCUACCCUUUGCACCACACCUUCAUAGGUGUGGAGGAUCGGACCGGGUACAAUCAAUUCAUACCAUGAAAAUUAAAAGAAAUAGAAUAUUAGAACCGUCCUACAA